Messenger RNA from Brassica napus (rape), 3346 nucleotides. RefSeq lists its product as uncharacterized. The transcript has 3 exons. NCBI's taxonomy places the organism in Eukaryota, Viridiplantae, Streptophyta, Magnoliopsida, Brassicales, Brassicaceae. The record is from RefSeq and is a predicted model, not a curated record. Gene Ontology annotation, molecular function: DNA helicase activity. Gene Ontology annotation, biological process: DNA repair; telomere maintenance. Bases 17 to 3067 code for a protein of 1016 amino acids.
AUCUUAUUAUGCAGCUAUGUAUACUGUUGAGUUCCAAAAGCGUGGUCUACCGCAUGCUCAUAUAUUGUUAUUCAUGCAUCCCAGUUCUAAAUUCCCUACGACUGACCACAUUGACAAGAUAAUUUCAGCAGAGAUUCCAGACAAAUCCAAAGAGUCAGCGCUUUAUGAAGUGGUGAAAGACACGAUGAUUCAUGGUCCUUGUGGAAUUAUUAAUCCGAAUUCACCGUGUAUGGAGAAUGGCAAGUGUUCUAAGCUGUUUCCGAAAGCGCAUGUAGACAGAACGACAGUAAACAAAGAAGGGUUCCCAGUUUAUAUGAGACGGGAUAAUGAUCGUUUUGUUGAUAAAUAUGGUUUCAAGUGCGACAACAGAUAUGUGAUACCCUAUAACAAGGAACUAUCUCUUCGGUACAGAGCUCAUAUUAAUGUGGAGUGGUGCAAUCAAUCUGGGUCUAUCAAAUACUUAUUCAAGUAUAUCAAUAAGGGUCAGGACAAGAUGACUAUCACUGUUGAGCCGCCAACAAAAGGAGAUUUGGAGAACAAUGUGAACAACCAGAAAGCAAAAGAAGAGAAUAAAAAUGAAAUUAAAGACUUUUUCAAGGGCAGGUAUAUUGAUAUCUCGCAUUUGAUACAUUUUUAUGGAUCACUCUUUUUUUAUUUCAGAUAUGUAUCUGCAUGUGAAGGUUCAUGGAGAAUUUUGAAGUUUCCAAUUCAUUACAGAUCAAUACCAGUGGAGAAGAUUUCAUUCCAUUUGCCAGGAAAGCAAAUAAUUGUAUUCAAGGAUGACGACACUUUUGAGAAAGUAACAAGUCGUGUGUUGAUUCGAAACACAAUGUUCUUAGGCUGGUUUGAGCUGAACAAGGUUAGUGCUAUCGCUAGGACGCUUACUUUAGCAGAAAUUCCUACGAGAUUUAUUUGGGACAAAAAGGAGAGGAAGUGGAAAGACAGAAAAAGAGGUUUCAGUAUUGGGAGAAUUAAUUAUGCACCGAUUAGUAUAGAAGAAGCUUAUUAUUUGCGUGUCCUGCUUAAUAUUGUUCGAGGACCAACCUGCUUCGAUGACAUCAAAACAUAUAAAAAUGUCCUUUACCCUUCUUAUAAAGAGGCAUGUUUUGCAAGGGGUUUAUUAGCAGAUGAUCAAGAAUAUAUAGAUGAUUUAAUCAGGUCAAGCUUCUCAAGUUCUGCUUACUCUAUGCGACAUGCUUUUACUGUCAUGCUUAUGUCAAAUAGUUUAUCAAAACCAGAAAGAGUUUGGGAGGAGACAUGGGAGAUUCUUUCCGAAGAUGUUCAGUAUAAUCAAAGAAACCAGUUUAACAGACCAGGUAACCUUAAACAAUACGAUUAUACUUAUUUUUUAACACUAUAUAUAUAUAUAUAUACAUAUAUACUGUUCUUAUUUUUUUUGCUAUUUUCAAAAACAGGAUUGUGUCUGACUGAUGCUGAAAAAAAAGAAGGUGCCCUUAUUGAGAUUGAGAAGAUUCUGAGAAGUAAUGGAACUUCGUUAUGUAACUGGAAGUCUAUGCCAAAACCCUCCCGCGAUGUUAAUGCUUCUCAAAACGUGUUGAUAAUGGAUGAGCUGAGAUAUGACCGACAAGUGUUAAGAAAUGCACACGAUACAGACUUUUUAAAGUUAACGGACAAGCAAAAGAAGAUAUAUGAAGAGAUCAUGGAUGCUGUUUUAGAAAAAAAAGGAGGAGUUUUCUUUGUAUAUGGAUUUGGUGGAACAGGAAAAACGUUUCUAUGGAGGUUAUUAUCUGCUGCUAUUAGAUCCAGAGGAGAUAUUGUUUUGAAUGUUGCUUCAAGUGGUAUUGCUUCACUUCUGUUACAAGGAGGAAGAACUGCACAUUCAAGAUUCGGUAUACCAAUCAAUCCUGAUGAGUUUUCUCUGUGCAAUCUUACACCAGGGACAGAUGCUGCUGAUUUGGUGAAAGAAGCAUCUCUUAUCAUUUGGGACGAAGCACCAAUGAUGAGUAGACACUGUUUUGAGUCAUUGGAUAGGAGUCUAGCAGACAUUAUGAGAAGUGCAGAGAAGAAGCCAUUUGCAGGAAAAGUUGUUGUUUUUGGUGGGGAUUUUAGGCAAAUAUUGCCUGUUAUUCACAGUGCAUCGAGGGCUGAAAUAGUCUUAGAGUCUCUAAAUUCAUCAUAUCUCUGGAAACACUGCAAGGUGCUGAAACUAACAAAGAAUAUGAGGCUGCUAUCCACUGAUAUGACUACCGAAGAGUUAAGAGAAUUGGAACUGUUUUCUCAAUGGAUUUUGGAUGUGGGAGAUGGAUUAGCUGGUGAACCUAACGAUGGUGAUGCACUAAUCACUAUUCCAGAUGAGUUUCUUAUUAAAGAUUCAGAUGAUCCAAUAGCAUCAAUAAGCAAAGAAAUAUAUGGAGAUGCAACAACUCUACAACAGAACAAAGACCCCAAUUUUUUUCAAGAAAGAGCUAUUCUAUGCCCUACAAAUGAGGAUGUGAACCAGAUCAACCAGCAUAUGUUAGACGAACUUGAAGGAGAUGAAAGAAUUUAUUUAAGCUCGGACAGCAUUGAUCCAUCUGAUACAGGAUCUGUCAAUGAUCAGGCUCUCACUCCAGAAUUUCUCAACACUAUCAAAGCAUCAGGUUUACCAAAUCAUAAUCUCCGGUUGAAGAUUGGAUGCCCUGUGAUGUUGUUGAGAAAUAUUGAUCAUGAUGGAGGACUGAUGAAUGGGACAAGGUUGCAGAUUAUAGAUAUGUAUGAAUUUUGUGUGAAGGCCAGAGUUAUUACAGGAACUCAAGUUGGGAAAAUUAUACUGCUUCCUAGAUUGUCUAUUACACCUUCAGACAAGAAGUUGCCAUUCAAGAUGAGAAGAAGGCAACUGCCAAUUGCUGUGGCCUUUGCUAUUACCAUUAAUAAAAGUCAAGGACAGUCUCUCUCAGAAGUUGGAAUAUUUCUACCUAGACCAGUUUUUUCUCACGGGCAACUCUAUGUUGCUAUAUCGAGAGUCACAUCCAAAAAAGGUUUGAAAAUCUUGAUUGUUGACGAGGAUGGAAAGCCUCAGAAACAAACCAAGAAUAUUGUUUUUAAAGAGAUUUUCCAAAAUCUCUAAUUUUAGAAGUUUAAAGACUAUAUAUUGAUGUUUUUUAUGAAGAGACUUGAUUUUAUUUCACAACUUUACGUGUUUGAUUGCGCUACAAAAUAAAUGCUCUGGAACUUUAGGAAAAGUUUUGAGCAUUGAAUUACAAUUUACGUUUUACAGAGUGACCAUCUAUGGUUGUUUAUUCUUCUAUCAAAUGCCGCAUAGAAACUAUAUAAUUCUAUUAUAAUGUCUAUGUCAAUAUCGAGCAAUAGCAUCAUAGAGUACUAAUACUUAUCAUAUCUAACUUCU